CACAUGAUUGCUGCGGUCGCUCUGUGCUGUGCGUCUCUUCCUGAGCAGAAGGCAAGGCAGCAGCAGCAGCAGCAGCAGCAGCCGGGGCUUGAUGUAAACACGCCGCUCGCAGGGCUUUGUUCCACACACUCCGCUGGUAUCCCCCAUCUAGUCAUGCCAUGGAUAUUUUGUGGCAAUACCAGUUCAGAAUCAUUUUACUCGGGGAUUCGACAGUGGGGAAGUCGUCGUUGCUGAAACGCUUCACGGACGGAAUUUACAGUGAUGUUGCGGAUCCCACGGUCGGGGUAGAUUUCUAUGCCCGCUCGCUCGAUAUCGAGCCCGGGGUGAAAAUUAAGCUUCAGCUCUGGGACACAGCCGGCCAGGAACGAUUCAGGUCCAUCACGACAUCAUACUACCGUAACUCCGUGGGUGGGCUUCUGGUCUUUGAUCUCACCAAUCGCAAGACCUUUGACCAUGUGAGGGAGUGGCACAAGGAGGUGAGUGAGCACAUCCUGCCCCACCACAUGGUCUACAUCCUCAUCGGCCACAAGAGCGACCUCAACAAGGACCGCAAGGUGAGCCGGGAUGAGGCGGAGCAGCUGGCGGCUGAGAUGGGCAUCCGAUACGUGGAGACGUCGGCCAAGUGCAACAGCAACGUGGACCGGGCCUUCGAGCUGCUGACCAGAGACAUCUACGAGCUGAUGAAGAUGGGGGAGAUUGUCACCCGUGAUGGCUGGGACGGCGUGAAGAGUGGCCUCACUGCCAAGGUCCUCUACCCAGCCGACGACGAAGAGGAACUACCUACGGCGGUCGCUGAAAAGGGCUGCCACUGCUGACUGUGAAGUCUCCGCGUCCAAACGCUGCCCCCGCCCCCGCCCCCGUCACACCGAGAGCUCCGCUCGUCUCACAGCUGUCCAUCGAAACCAAGUCACUCAGGCUCAGCACCCUGCGAUAUCGCCAUCCCAUCACGUCCUCACCUUGUGCUUCGUGCCCUCUCUCUGUGUGGGUUCUUCUGACAACCGGGGUUCUUUUCUAACGGGGCGGCAUUGUACAUCCUGAUGCGUAUCUUAUAGGCAACGUUGUAUCUCUAAAUCCAUGUGGUGUAUAGCAUAAGCUGAGCUGUUUUUGGCCUUGGUAGGUUUGUAAAAACACAGAAAGUGUGCAGAGGGGAUCAGGUCUUGGGGCUUAGAACCCUCAAGUUAAUGGACUCCACUGAAGAUACAGAUACAUUUCAUACAGCACUAUUGUGGGUUUCUACCUGUCAACAUUUGUGCAAUGCUUUGCCUGCAAUCUUUUGUGACUGUAAUAUUGUAAAUAAUAGUGAAAUCUAUUUGAAAAAGGUGACGAGAGCCAAAAUGUUACUGUAAGCUAUUUAAAGGCAGGGUUGGUAAUGUUGAAAAGCUAGCAAGGUUUGAAAGUAGCAUCUCGUCGGGACUCCGUCUAACCCCUCCUGCUGCCCUCAGGGCUCCGCCUAACCCCUCCCCCCUGACCUCGGGGCUCCGUCUAACCCCUCCCGCUGCCCUCAGGGCUCCGUCUAACCCCUCCUGCUGCCCUCAGGGCUCCGCCUAACCCCUCCCCCCUGACCUCGGGGCUCCGUCUAACCCCUCCCGCUGCCCUCUGGGCUCCGUCUAACCCCUCCCCCCUGCCCUCUGGGCUCCAUCUAACCCCUCCCGCUGUCCUCUGGGCUCCGUCUAACCCCUCCCGCUGCCCUCAGGGCUCCGUCUAACCCCUCCCCCCUGACCUCGGGGCUCCGUCUAACCCCUCCCACUGCCCUCUGGGCUCCGUCUAACCCCUCCCGCUGCCCUCUGGGCUCUGUCUAACCCCUCCCCCUGCCCUCAGGGCUCCGUCUAACCCCUCCCCCUGCCCUCUGGGCUCUGUCUAACCCCUCCCCCUGCCCUCAGGGCUCCGUCUAACCCCUCCCCCUGCCCUCAGGGCUCCGUCUAACCCCUCUGCACACGCACUGCUGCUUCGCUGCUUCAGUGCACAGCGGAGAAAGGAACGCAAUUUUACUUCAUGUCUCAUUCACCGGUAAGCAAAGCUAAUAUUAUCACACAAAUGUUUAAAACAAACAUGACUGCUGUUAGCAAUGUGGCGACGCGCAUUGAGCUCAGGCUCGUACACGGGAGGGGUAGAGUAUGAGCAGCGGCAGUUAGCACAUCAGUUAUUUACUGCUGUCGGGGUGUAAAGACCAUUUCAAGCAAUAUAUAAAAAAGUGUAUUUCGGAAAUAGUUACCAACCCUGCCUUUACUUGCUAGUGUGAAAAGACAGUGCACUCUACAGUAAGUGUCACCAUGUUAAAUCAGUGUGCUCCUCCUGCUACUGUAAGCUGUAUGUGCACUUGCGCCAAACUGACUUAAACCUUUGAUCACUCUGUAAAUAGAUGAAUACGUUUUUGUAAAGAAAUAUAGAUUAUUUCUAGUUAAGGUGUAUAAAUAAAGGUCAAUGUAUUUAGGGUAGGUGGUCCCAUUUAGGUAUUUGUAUCAUAGCUGAAACAGGAGCAAGGCAUCCAGUGGGUUACCUCUCAGUCAUCAGACCUUUAAUGACGUCCUCAACGGUAGCAAAGAUGUGUUUGACUUAGAACAAAAGGGAGUUAGAAUUUCAUCUGCAGCUGUUUGUAGCUUAUGCAAACAGCUGUUCAUUUUGUUCAAAGCUUAAUUCACAAAAAUAAUAUAAAAGCCUAUACUUUAUGCAGUGUUCCAGUGGGGUCAGUAGGAAAUUUUGGUUCAGGUCUGGAAAAAAGUCAGGCUUCCAAGUAGAAAACCUUGGCAACAUUUAUCAAACCUGAGAUGAAACAUUGUCAUUGCAGCAUAUAUUGCAAAAGCCAAUUAGCAUAUCUUUUUACAUGUUUUUUACAGUCCUCCAAACCCACUACAGUUUAGGAUUGAGUUUUGGCAAAGGACAUUUCCUGCCUGACAAAAUGCUUGAUUUGAUCUCUGCAGGGCCUUAAAUGAAUAGUUCAGCAGCGUUUUCACUGUGUUUCCGAGAGUUAGAUCAGAAUAUUGAUCCAUCUUAGACAAGAGACGGGUAUCAAUGCUCUCAUCGUACUUUCUCAAGGGAAGCAAAUAAGUGAGUAUUUCCCAACAUUUUGAAAUGUGUCCUUAAAAGCUAUCAAAAUGCCUGUUCUUACUCGUAAAACUCUGACAGAAGUGAUUGCCUGCAUCCAUUGACUUUCAAGGCCAGGAUUUUUAAUAAAGGGCAGGGUCCAUUGUUCUUUUUUGUUUAUUUUUUAGGUUUUAAUAACAUUUUGUAGCUUCCGAAUAGUGUUCCUCAUGGAUUCAAAUCCAACAUUCAUAUUUUCGAGUAUGUUUUAAGUAUGUUUUAGCAUCAAAAUACUGUUUCCCAAGCCCUUCUAAAAACGUAUGCCGUUGUGGUUUCUGUCUGAUGGCGUUGCUUCAGUACAGUAUAGUAGGCCUACAGUACAGUACAGUAUAGUAAGCGUACAGUACAGUACAGUACAGUAUAGUAGGCAUACAGUACGGUAUAGUAGGCCUACAGUACAGUAGGUGUACAGUACAGUAUAGUAGGCCUACAGUACAGUACAGUCUAUUACAGUAAGUUGGGUGGCGGUCGGCACGGUGGCCCCAUGUUUUUGGAGAAGCAGACAGGAAGCUAAGCAAUGUACUGCUUUGGACGCCACGUUAAUCUCUAUCUUUUUAAGUGUACGCUAUACUUAGAAUAUUUUCACUGCUUUACCUUGCCGCCAGACGGCGCUUUCCGACAGGAAACUGAAGCCGUUAUCUAUGCUCUCCUCAAAUUCCCCGGAUUUAUUUGACAAAAACAGCAAUUUUACCUCGCAGAACACCCACUAACGCUGCCUAAUCCACAGCAGGACAUUUCUGUUUGUUAUUUCCAAACUUAGCACAGCUAACGUUGACUCAGCUGGUGCUAGCGUUCACAUUCAUAACCUAAUUGAUUACUGUGGUAACCUACAUCACUGCUUUUUACUGUGGGCGUUUCCAUUUGAAAAAUCCAGGGAAAAAAUGCACAUGGACUCUGCCUUUAACCCUAAUGUAAAUCUCAAUUUUAAAGCUGCACUUAAAGUUGCUGAAAUUCUUUGUUAACUAAGAAUUGUUGACAUACCAUACAUAACUUAAGCUUUUACAUGGGUAAGAGUACUUGGGAUUUACCGCCUUGUGACACUAAUAAUCCCAGCUGUAAUGGAGCCUGUGAUGAUCAGUGAAAUGCAUUUAUGAUGAAUGCAUGUCUGCCCACACCACUUCCAAACAUAGCAGUAGUUACCUUUAACACAGAGGAUUGUGUAUGCUUACAAGCCUCCCGAGGCUUUUGACUGCAGACGCUAUUAAUCUGUUGUUUACAGGCCUGGAGAGUACUAUAGACCAGUGGUUCUCAAAGUGGGGUCCAGGGACCUUGAGGGGUCCUUGAGGGGGUUCCAGGGGGUCCCCAGCAAAAAGGGGAAUCAUUUAUUUAAACUAUAAUUCCAUCCACAAGUAACACAAUGUAUGACUUUGUUGGUCAUGGUUAACACUUUCUGUAAUAAUAAAUCUCUGCUAUAGACUACAGUACACCCCCCCCUUCAUCUUUCACCAGCAUCGUGUAAAAACACCUGUUCACACCCACACUGUAAACUGCAGGAGAUUAUGCAUUCUGGAGUUUUUACUUUGCAUUCAUGUGACUAAAUUGACUUUUUUUGUUUUAUCUAUGACUUGUUAAAGCUGUAUGGGUGAGCCAGUAAUUCUACGGUAAUACAUCUGCACCAUCCCUUUAUUUUUACUUCUCUCUACAGAUUCAAACUGUAUGCUUCCUUGUUAUAGCUGUUAUAGCCCGGUUUAAAUACAGUAAUACAGUGUAUGUACACUGUAUGUGUUUUUGUUCCUCUGACAAUCAGAUGUUAACAUUUCGUGUGCUCGGCUCAGGUGAGGACUUCGUCACAUGCCAUAUGCCACAUGCCUUGAAAUCUGGUUAAAUGUUCUCGCAGCAUCUCAAAUCACCAUUUGACAGCCAGUCUGUGUUUAAUACUACAACUACCUUUCUCACUUUUGUCUCUUGUCAGAACAGGGUUAAAGUGUAUGAUAUUGUUUGAAUUUGUAUGUUAAUACUGUGCUGUACACAUCAGAAGGGCCCGUUGCGCUGCACCGUGUGAAGAUGGCCGCCGCCCAGCGUUGGAAAGCACUGGUUACAUUUAAAGGACAACACUGGAAAGACACCAAGAAGAAAAGGCUUUUUGAAAGACUGAAACUGCUUAUUUAACUGUUACUAGACACUUCUUUAUCCAGCAAUGAUAUAAGCCUAUAGUUAAAAAUAAUGAAUAAAAUGGACUAAUCAUAGAAUGUACAACAGUGACCAUCAUGUGUAACAACCAUGACAAAGAUGGUGCCACAGUCAACCUUCAGUCCAGAUCCAGCCUCUCUCUUGAUGUAAUCUUAAAGCAGUAGUUCAACAUUUUGGGAAACACAUGUAUUUGCUUUCUUUCUGAGAAUUAGCUGAGAAGAUUGGAACCACUCAGUAAGUACAGAACUGGAGCCAGGAGCCGAUUGGCCUAGCUUAGCGUACAAACUGGAAGCAGGGGGGACAGCUAGCCUGGGUCGGUCUAAAUUUCAAAAUACGCCCAUCAACACCCCUAAAACUCAUGAAUUAACACGAUGUAUCAUGUUUGUUUACGGAAGAGUAAAUAUGACAGAAAUAUUUGGCGGGAUAAACUGUUCGUCAGGAAAUAGUUACAGCAUGUAACUCCCAGUAAAACCACAAAUUCUGUCUGUGUUCUGUUGGUGUAUAGGUUAAACCGACAAGAUACAAUGAGUAGUGAGCUUUAGAGGUGUUGGUAUUGGUAUUUCUGCAUUUCCAAAUAGCUGUUUGACUGUAUUUUCUGGCUCUAUGCUAAGCUAGGCUAACUGUAUCUUGACUCCAUGUAGCUGCAUACAUAACACACAUGUUUGUGUAUAUCAAUUUCCUCAUAUCUCAGAAAGAAAGUGGGUAAGUGAAUUUCCUAAAAUGUUGAAAUAUGCCUUUAAUGGUGGUGUGCUUUUUAUGUAUGUCCACAGGAAUGAUCAAACCAACCCACUGAUAGGGCUUUUGUACCAGAAGACAUCCACAGCUGUAAGACCUGCAGGAUGGUACAGAGCACCAAACUGUUCAGCUCUUCAUCCCCAUGGUCACAUUACACAGCUUAUACAGUUAUUUUAUACAUCAUGUAUAAGGGAUAUGCCUUUUAUUUGAUGUGAUUUUAUUGAUUGGUUAAAAAAUAAAUAGAUGUACAAUGAG
This is a messenger RNA of Sander lucioperca (pikeperch), 6198 nucleotides long. It is a transcript of the gene rab42a, whose product is annotated as RAB42, member RAS oncogene family a. NCBI's taxonomy places the organism in Eukaryota, Metazoa, Chordata, Actinopteri, Perciformes, Percidae. Bases 159 to 815 code for a protein of 218 amino acids. Gene Ontology annotation, biological process: Rab protein signal transduction. Gene Ontology annotation, molecular function: GTPase activity; GTP binding. The record is from RefSeq and is a predicted model, not a curated record. Gene Ontology annotation, cellular component: Golgi membrane. The transcript has 2 exons.